Molecule: messenger RNA, 2289 nt
Organism: Cuscuta campestris
Lineage: Eukaryota; Viridiplantae; Streptophyta; Magnoliopsida; Solanales; Convolvulaceae
Source: the annotation of a GenBank genome assembly
GGAGUCAAACCCACUCACUCACCCACCAAUCUUCCGGUCUUCUCAAGUCCAUCGCCUUCCAGUUCACAGAGCGAGCGAGCGAGCGCAGACAAAAAAAGAUUGGGGAGAGAGUCUUUUGCUAGCUGUAAGAAACAAUUUCUUUCUUGAGCCCACAUGCGCGGGCUAAGCCGGUUUGGCAGCGGGGUCAACACACCGUUGCCGCCGUCCUCGCCGCGCCUCCGGAGAAAGAACUCCCCCGUUGGAUUCGGCGCGGGGAGCUUCCGCGGUGGCGUAAAUGGAGAAUUGAAGCUGCAUAAUUUUGCUGAGAAGUUGGGAUUUGUUCUGGUUUCCGCCGUGCACAGGCGGCGAGGGGUGUUACUUUUCGCCCCUUUGUUGUAUAUUUCUGGAAUGUUGUUCUAUAUGGGCACUCUUGGCCUCAAUGGUGGCAGGGCUCGUCCGGCGGUGGCUCCGCCUGGAUCACUGUAUCGGAGCCCUCAGUUAUUUGAGAAGCUCUGGCCCCAUAUGCAGGAUGAAAAUAAUGGGAUCUCAAAAUUGUUGACAAAUGUGUGGAAUCCAACGUUUCAUCAAAAUUGGAAGCCUUGUCUUCACAACACUAUUUCACACGCUGGGUCGCCGGAAGUACACAAGUCAAAUGGUUUUCUUAUAAUUGAAGCAAAUGGUGGGUUAAACCAACAAAGGUUAUCGAUAUGUGAUGCAGUUGCAGUUGCUGGUAUGCUGAAUGCUACACUUGUUAUCCCAAUAUUUCAUUUAAAUAGUGUUUGGCAAGAUUCGAGCAAGUUUGGUGAUAUCUUUGAUGAGGACUUUUUCAUAUAUGCUCUAAGGAAUCAUGUCAAGGUGGUAAAACAACUCCCAGAAGAUGUACUUCUGCGCUUUGACAAAAAUAUUAGCAACAUUGUGAAUUUGAGAGUAAAGGCAUGGUCCAGCCCAACCUACUACAGGCAAAAGGUCCUACCAAGGCUUUUGGAAUUGGGGGCUGUACGCAUUGCACCUUUUUCCAAUAGAUUGGCCCAUGCAGUUCCCCCAAAUAUCCAAGGCCUUCGAUGUUUGUGCAACUUUGAAGCGCUGAGAUUUUCUGAAUCCAUACGCACGCUUGCUGCAAAGAUGGUUGACCGAAUGGUGAAAAAUAGCUCGACAAGUGGAGGAAAAUAUGUUUCAGUGCAUCUUCGAUUUGAAGAGGAUAUGGUUGCAUUUUCUUGCUGUAUAUAUGACGGCGGCGAGAAAGAAAAACUUGAGAUGGAUGUUGCCCGCGAAAGAAGUUGGAGAGGCAAGUUCCGCAAAAGAGGCAGAAUUAUAAGGCCUGGUGCAAUAAGGAUGGAUGGGAAAUGCCCUCUUACUCCACUUGAGGUGGGCAUAAUGCUAAGAGGUAUGGGAUUUGAUAACAGCACGUCAGUUUACGUUGCUUCUGGAAAGAUUUAUAAGGCCGAGAAGUUCAUGGCUCCCCUCAAACAAAUGUUCCCACACCUGGAAUCAAAAGAAAUACUCGCUUCUCCAGAAGAACUUGCUCCGUUUGAGGGGCAUCUAUCACGAUUGGCAGCCCUUGACUAUACAGUUUGCCUCUACAGCGAAGUGUUUGUCACAACUCAGGGUGGCAACUUCCCCCAUUUCUUAGUGGGUCAUAGACGCUAUCUGAAUGGAGGCCAUGCCAAGACCAUAAAUCCUGAUAAGCGGAAAUUAGUUCUUCUAUUUGAUCGCCCAAGUAUAAGAUGGAAUGACUUGAAAAGGCAGUUGCAAGAUAUGCUUCACCACAGUAACGUAAAGGGUUGUGAAGUCAGAAAAUCAAGCACCUCACUCUAUACUCACCCCAUGCCUGACUGCAUGUGUAAGCAACAAGUUGUGAAUAAGGAAAGCAGGAACACCUCCAAAUCCCUUUGAUAUGUAUAUACGGUUCAUCGAUUUUAUAUAUUUACACCCACACACACACGUUCCACGCAUAGAGAACUUCGAGUUUAUAUACCUGUAAUUUGUAGUAUAUGUAGCUUAGAGUUUAGCAACCCAGAAAUUUAUGAUUCUUUUCUUCUCGAAAAAAAUAUUCCCCCCACAACCUAGCACAUCCUUAGAGUCUUGCUACGGUGACACCACCCAUGACACUAAGCUUGAUAUCAUCAGUCUAUCACAAACACACGUAGAUCUAUGAGUGACGACUAUCUAUUCUGUAAGAUACAGUGAUGUCAAACUUGGUGUCAUGUGUGGUAUCAAUGUAGAAUUGCUCAUUAUGAUCUUGUUGUCAUUAGAGACCAUUCCAAGUUGGUUGAGGUUUUGGACCGGUGUUGCAAUAGUUCUGUAAUUGUA